AUGUCAUCGGACCACCACCACCACCACCACCCAACCCUUCACCGGCGACCCACUUCCAACCGGAACAACCACUCACCAUCAUCACCACCACCUCCACCACCACCGCCACCAUCAUCCAAACCCAAUGUCACCACCACCCUUUACCACACCCAUAUCGGAAUAUUCGCCUUAACAUGGUCUAAAACUUUAUUCGGCCGAUCUCUUCACCUCCAUCUCCUUCCAUCCGCCGCCGCAGACGACGACGACGAUUCCCUUUCCACCACCUCUUCCACCACCACCACCGUCCCUUCUUUCCAUCUCCAAAUAAAACCCUUGAUUUUUUGGAACAAACAAGGAUCCAAAAAAAUACAAAUCUCAAACAAUAACAAAAAAGACUUAAUACAAAUACACUACGAUCUGUCUCGGGCCAAAUUUGGAUCCGGCCCAGAACCCAUAUCCGGGUUUUACAUAGCUGCAACUAUGUCAACCCAAAUGAUACUCCUUAUUGGUGACUCAAUGAAACAAGCUUAUUCAAAAACCAAGUUAUCUCCAAACAUUAAUUCCCAAAUUACUAUUUUAAGAAGAGAACAUGUUACAGGAAUAUCCAACAAAAAAUACUCAACUAAAGCAACUUUCCGAGGUAAAACUCGAGAAAUUACUAUAGAUUGUACACGUGUUUCAGGGGAUGAUUCCAGAUUAUAUUUUACAGUAGAUGGUAAAAAAAUAUUGGUUGUAAAACAUUUACAAUGGAAAUUCAGAGGCAAUGAGAGGGUGGAAACAGAUGGUGUGAAUAUUCAGAUAUCAUGGGACGUACAUAAUUGGCUGUCUAAUGAAGAUUCAGAUGACGGGUAUGCAUUGUUUAUGUUUCGGUUUGAGAAGUCCGGGUUUGAUUAUCAUGAAGAUGAUAAGUAUCUGGCGAGGUUGAAUGCUUCCGGGUCUGGACUCGGGUCGGGUUUUGGGUUCGGGUUUGAGAUGAAGAAAAUGAAGAAAGGCAUGUUGAAACGGGCUAAAAGCUCGUCCACGUCUUCCUCGUUGUCUUCGGCGUCGUCGGGUUGUGGAUCGGUUAUGGAAUGGGAAAGUGUUGAGGAGAAUGAGCUUAAAGGUCCUAAUGGUUUUUCAUUACUUGUUUAUGCUUGGAAGAGUUGA
Molecule: messenger RNA, 1125 nt
Organism: Erigeron canadensis
Lineage: Eukaryota; Viridiplantae; Streptophyta; Magnoliopsida; Asterales; Asteraceae
Exons: 1
Coding region: 1-1125 (374 amino acids)
Source: RefSeq, a predicted model, not a curated record